UGCACACAGCAGAGGCAUUCCCGUCCCGAGGACUUCUCCAUGGACGCCGCCGGCAAGCGCGGGCGAGACCUCACCGCCGACCCCUCCUCCCGGUACUUCGUCGACGCCGCCCACCCGUACGCCUCCGCUGCCGCCACCGCGCUCACCUCCCACCGCGCCAAGUCCAAGUGGUCCCACCUCUCCUCGAUCCCCGUCCCCUCCCCGCUCCCUGCCUCCGCCGCCGCCGCCGUGCUCCUCCUCCUCCGCCGCCGCCCGCACACCGCGCUCCGCUUCCACGCCUUCGCCCUCCGCCGCCUCCUCCCCUCCCACUCCCCUCCCCCUCUCGUCCUCUCCGCCUCCGCCGCCCACGUCGCGGCCGCCUCCCGCCUCCGGGGCGCUGCCCUCGCCGUCCUCGCCUCCGCCUCCCGCCACUACUCGCCGGCCCAAAUCUUCAAUGCCCUGGCCGCCACCUACCGCCGCUUUGCCUCCGCUCCAUUUGUCUUCGACCUGCUCCUCCUAGCCUACCUCCGCUCCCGCCGCGACGCCCUCGCCGCGGCCUCCGUCGCCCGCCGCAUCCUGGCCGCCGGCGGCCGGCCGCUCCCCACCACCGCCGCUGCUCUUCUUCGCUCCCUUCCCUCCCCCGCCGCGGCGCUCGACAUGUACCAUCAAAUUUACACGAAUUCAACUCCACAGAGCAACCAUCUGCUCCUGCCGACAGUUCACACCUUCAAUUCCCUUCUCCUCGCCUUCUACCGCGAGGGCAAGUGCGAUGAAUUCAAGAUUGUGCUCCAGGAAAUGGGAAAAUAUUCCUGCAAGCAUAAUGUCUGCACCUACAGCAUUAGGAUGGCCGAGUACUGCGAUUGCAGAGAUGUGGAGAAGGCACGAGGACUGUGGGAUGAGAUGAUUCAGGAAGGGAUCCAGCCUGAUGUAACUGCAUACAAUACGAUGAUUGGUGGCUAUUGUCGUGCUGGGGAGGUAUGGAUGGCAGAGGAGAUGUUUAAAAAUAUGGAGAUGGGUGGAAUUGAUCCAAGUUCCACGACAUUCGAAUGGUUGGUUAGCGCGCAUUGUAUGGCAGGGGAUGCUGAGGCGGCAAUGCUUGUUCAUGCAGACAUGAGGAGGAGGGGGUUUGGGUUGGCGUCAGAGGUUGUUGAGGAAUUGCUGGAUGCAUUAUGUCAAAAUGGUAGGGUUCAGGAUGGCUUGGGUGUUUUGCGGUUGGAAAUGAGGAGGGAAGAGUUUGUGCCGACUCGGAGGAGUUAUGAGGUGUUGAUAAAGGGGUUCUGUGAUGAAGGGGAGGUGGAGGUGGCGAUGAGACUCCAGGCAGAGAUGGCUGGAAAAGGAUUCAAUGCUGGUAGUGAGGUGUACCAUGCAUUCAUUCGUGCCUAUGAGAAGUCUCAAGAUUAUGAGAUGGUGGAGAAGUUGAGGAAAGAAAUGUUGGUGAUGAGCACAUAGGAUUGUGAUAGUUCGCUUGGAUAUUACACAGUGAUGGAUGGAUUUCAACAUUAGUAUGUUCCCCGCCCUAGGUCAUUUAUGGGGCUGGCUCCGCCACUGUGUAUUAGUAUGUUCUUUUAUUAUGCUGACAUGAUUUGCUUGUCAGUUCUUUUCUGUCUUCAUAUUACGGUUUUGUUGAAACUAAUCUGGUAAAUCGAACAAUAACUAAAAAUGAUACAUGAUGGACACAGCUUUUGUAUUGGACUGACUAAGAACCUAAGGAAUUUAUAUGAACCAUGAUUUAUCCCCCCCUCCCUUUUUUUGCAGGAUAGAGUACCUGCGUUCUCUCCUGAGAAAGCAAAAGCUUUCAUAAAGAAGGAAAUGGAUUGUUCCUUUGAUAUUGUGUACAAAGAAUUUGAAGAGCGUCCAAUAGCGGCAGCAAGUCUUGGUCAGGUACAUCGUGCAGUGCUCCAUAAUGGUGAACGAGUUGCAGUCAAAGUUCAGCGACCAGGGCUCAAAAAACUUUACAGUUCAUCUUACUUAGGUCAAUGUCAAAAAGUUUUGGUGAUAUAUACAUUUGGUGAUAUAUACAAAUUACCGAGGUUGGGAAUGAUGGGGCCCUAUUAUGUGGAGUAGAAUUAGAGCUGACACAGCUGUAUUUAGUCACACCUCGGCAUGGUUGCUUAUUUUGGAGCCCUGCAGAGCUAUGCGUGAAAGCUUGAAGGUACCUUCAAGUGAGGUAUGCUAUCAGGAAGCUGUCAAAGGAGAGCUGUGUCGGUUGCAAGAUCCGGAAGGAAAACCACCCGUUCUGAUGGGAUGGUGGCAAGAUCAGUUACUUUUGUUGAAAAUCAUGACACAGGGUCAUCUCAGGUAUAAUAGUCCUUCUGUCAUCCUUCUUUGGUCUGCACCAGCCGUGUUAACAUUUGCCAAGUAUUCAUGUGCUAACAGAAAUGCUCAGGUCCAUGCACCUUCUUAGCAUCCCCUGCACUGCCAACAGCCGGACGCAACGUACCGCCAACUGCUAGGCAUUUUCGACCAGUGUUGUGCUGCACGGUGUAGUCUCUGAUUUGUCGUCACUUGGACGGCCUGCCUCCUUAACAUCUCCAUUAGACUGUUAUGCUUACCAAUCAGCCUUCCCCUACUAUUACCUGCUGCUUGCCAGUGUGUAAAUUAAAUUUUAUCUUUUUUCUGAACCAACAUGUGCUCCACUAUGGAACCACACUCAAGAACCGGUCAGCUAAGGUACUUUCAGCUAUGUUCCCAACAA
Messenger RNA from Panicum virgatum (switchgrass), 2674 nucleotides. Its product is annotated as pentatricopeptide repeat-containing protein At2g15980-like. Gene Ontology annotation, molecular function: protein binding. The record is from RefSeq and is a predicted model, not a curated record. NCBI's taxonomy places the organism in Eukaryota, Viridiplantae, Streptophyta, Magnoliopsida, Poales, Poaceae. The transcript has 3 exons. The coding region runs from base 40 to 1428 and encodes 462 amino acids.